AUGGGCAGCAUAGGACCAGCCUUUUCCAGCUCCACGCCCCAUGUGGCCUUCCUGGGGCUUGGAGCUAUGGGCUUCGCAAUGUCUACACACCUGGUUCGAACAGGCAUACAGGUCACUGGCUUCGACAUCUUCCAGCCAACCCUCGACAGAUGGCAGCAGGAGUGUACAAAGAUACAGCAAUCUGAGAACCCGAAAGCUAAGUUUUCCACCACUACUUCAGGUUCAGAGGCAGUCAAGUCGGGAGCCAAUAUCGUGAUAUUGAUGGUCGCGACACAUCACCAUGUCAAUUCGGCGCUAUUUGACUCAGGUGCUGUCAGGGACUUACCCCAGGACGUACCUGUGAUUAUCAUGGCGACUGUGCCUCCAACACAUCCUGGGGAAGUCAGGCAGAGGUUGACAGAGGAGUUUGGACGACCAGACAUCAAGCUGAUUGAUGCGCCAGUGUCAGGUGGUGUUGCUCGUUCGCAAAACGGCACCUUGACCAUUAUGGCGUCUUCAAACGAUUCGGAGAACAUGCAGCAUCCACUCGUCUCGACGUGCUUGAAGACACUUAGUAACAACGGCGCCACACUCUACCCAAUACCUGGCAGUCUCGGAGCAGGCACCUCGGCCAAGGCUCUAAAUCAGGUGCAGUGUGGUAUUCACAUUGUUGGCGCGUCUGAGAUCAUGGUCCUCGCAGCGCUAGCAGGCCUCAACACCACACAAUUUAGCCAAACAGUGGCGACUGAUGUCAUGGACUCGAGUACAGGUAAAGAGAGACAUCCAUAUGGCUGGACUUGGAUGUUCACAAAUCGUGCGCCACGCAUGCUCGACCCGGCACUACCUAUCGCAUCGGCCAUCAGUAUCAUUAACAAAGACGUGGGAAUUAUCUACGAUGAAGAAGCCCGACUCAAGACCGAACUACCACUGCUCAACGCAGCGCAUAGUCAAUUGAAGAUAUGCAUGGACAGCGGGAUCGCAGGUUGGGACGAUGCUUUCAUUACCAAGUACUAUCUGGAUCCAUCCUUGAAAAACGAACAGAAACAACAACUUGUGGUCGAACAUGCACAGGAAGGUUACACUGCUGACGCCGACGCCGACACAGAACAGAUAGUUCUACAAGCCCACUGCCUCAUCAACCUGAUAUCCGCAUACGAGACUGUAAAGUUUGCAGAAGCACUUGAUCUCAUGGGUCCCAGGCAACGAGCUAUGUGGUCUGAGCUCAUUGCUGGCGCAGCUGGUGGUUCGACAGUCUUCAGCGAGGUGAUACAACAUGUAUUCGAGGCUUCAAAUUGGCACGAUGGCUUCAAGAUCUACGCUCGGAAUCAAGUUGGAGCGGGUAAAGCUUGGGACAUCGAGAAGGUAGAAGGUCUGUUGAAGAAGGCUAAGCAGGCAAACCCGGAUUUCGAGCCCAAGCUGGUGGAACAAGCCAUCAAGUUGAUCAGGGAGGUAUUAUUAGAUUGGAUCUGCCACGGUGCACAGGACGAAAAGAGCUGA
Lithohypha guttulata is the source of this 1476-nucleotide messenger RNA. RefSeq lists its product as uncharacterized. The record is from RefSeq and is a predicted model, not a curated record. The transcript is spliced from 2 exons. NCBI's taxonomy places the organism in Eukaryota, Fungi, Ascomycota, Eurotiomycetes, Chaetothyriales, Trichomeriaceae. Bases 1 to 1476 code for a protein of 491 amino acids. Gene Ontology annotation, molecular function: NAD binding; NADP binding; oxidoreductase activity.